AUGAUGAAAAACGAAGAAGAAAGAAAAAAAAAUUCAGAGAAAAGAAUGAAUUCCCCCUUCACACACAGCUCGCACAACGUUCACCUGCAUCUUUAUCGCCGACCCUUCUCCGCUCCAGACCUCCGAUUUCCGGCGCCGGCUGUGGUCUUCUCCUUCUCCGAUCACCUGCACAUAGAGGGAAUCAAUCAUCAUUCAUCACAUUAG
Molecule: messenger RNA, 204 nt
Organism: Lactuca virosa
Lineage: Eukaryota; Viridiplantae; Streptophyta; Magnoliopsida; Asterales; Asteraceae
Source: the annotation of a GenBank genome assembly